AUGGAAAACUUCUCCCUUACAGUCAACAGUCACGUCGCUAUGCUCCAGGUUCCUCUAGAGAUCAUCUAUCUAAUCGCCGACAACCUAUGUUUGUCCGAUAAAGUCUACCUUUCACAGACAUGCACAGCGCUACGGCGAAUCAUGUUCUGUGACUGGAAGCAAGCAGCGUCCAAGCUUUCCCGAGAGGAUAGGUUUGCAUUUUGGGAAGGAAUUGCACACCAAUCCACAAAUCAUUGGGCCUGUCAGAGAUGUUGCAAGCUACACCUUGUCAAUGACAAUACUCUGAAGACUAUAGGAGAUAACUGUCCUCCCUGCGGUUUUCAACUGCACAGUCCACUAAAUCUUGGUGGCUGUCACAUCGAUCAUCAUCAUGUUCAAUUUGCCCUAAAGCUAGCACGGCUGGGCAAUAUGGAACAGAAACAUCUGGAAACGAUGAUGAGGCCAAAUAUAACAAUUUGCCCACACUUGUGUCUGCGAGGUGGACUCAAUUACAGUCGUGCAGAGAAGAGAAAGGUCAGCGCUACAAUCCAGACACAGAGCUGGACCACCACUCCUCGAGUAAUAACCGACCUUGAGGAUGGAAUUGAUCUUGCAAUAAAAAUACCUGGCCAGUGGGUAUUCAUUUCCUGCCCGCGUUGUCCUACAGAUUGUGGGAUAAUAGUUUCCGAAGGAAAUAAAGAAGCGACAAUCCAGUCUUGGUAUGAUCUUGGCACAGAAGGACCACACUCAGCUGUUCGCUGGGGAGUACAUGUCAGUGCUGGCAUUUAUGAUGACUGGAUCGACCAAGGGAUGAAAGUGGAUUAUACCCAUGGUAGUAUUCGGGCAUUAUGGUUGGAGGAUGAUAUUGGUAGACAGGUCCGAUCACAUAUGUAG
This is a messenger RNA of Trichoderma harzianum CBS 226.95, 873 nucleotides long. RefSeq lists its product as hypothetical. The record is from RefSeq and is a predicted model, not a curated record. NCBI's taxonomy places the organism in Eukaryota, Fungi, Ascomycota, Sordariomycetes, Hypocreales, Hypocreaceae. The coding region runs from base 1 to 873 and encodes 290 amino acids. The transcript is spliced from 2 exons.